This is a messenger RNA of Acyrthosiphon pisum (pea aphid), 2704 nucleotides long. Its product is annotated as bone morphogenetic protein 4. Lineage: Eukaryota; Metazoa; Arthropoda; Insecta; Hemiptera; Aphididae. The coding region runs from base 254 to 1318 and encodes 354 amino acids. The transcript has 3 exons. Gene Ontology annotation, cellular component: extracellular region. The record is from RefSeq and is a predicted model, not a curated record. Gene Ontology annotation, molecular function: cytokine activity; growth factor activity.
GCCGGUAUUAGAGGUCCCGGGGACAGGUAGGUACUAUAUAAUAAUAAUAAUAAUAAUGGUCUCUCUGCGUGCGUAGGUCAGGUACACACCCAUCGUCGCAUCUACCUGCGGAGGAGAGAGACCAAGACCAAAGUGGCUACAGUCGCGUCUGGUCCCUUGCAAGUGUCACACACGGGUCGUCGACAGAACACGUUCUACCGUACGAAAUUCGCGCGUAUUUGUCCACGGUUAGCCGACGCAUUGUAUCCCGGCCAUGUGUCGUCUGUACGCGAUCGUUGCCGUAGCGGUGCUCGCCGUGCCGUACUGCUGCCGAGCGGCGGAGGGCGUGAGCGACACUCUGAUGAAGAUGUUCCGCAUCGAGACGAUGGAAAACCGCACUGCCGACGUCCAGGUACCCAGCUACAUGUACGAGUUGUACGAAGACACGGGAAAUAGGCGAUACGACGUGAUAAGGAGUAUCACGCCGACGACGGAAUCACAUGGCGCGUUCAGUCAGUUUGUUUAUGACCUGAGUACACUUGACCCCUCUGAAAUCGUCCAAAAAGCAGUCCUUCAGCUUGAACCUAACACAAAUCAUCAAUUUAGCAAGGCCAUAAAUGUAUCAUUUUUCGCUUUGCCUAAACAAACCAUAUCGAAAACGUAUUUAGGGUCGGGAACAAUACAUGGCACUUUAGAUUUGGUCAACGUUUUGGGUCCAAAGCCAUUAAAUGGCUUCGACCAACUAGUCGUCCAGAUGGAAGGUACGGCAAAAUUGUCUAUUGGACUAGUGUUGUAUUCGAUAACCACUGGUGAUGGAUAUGCAAAAGGCAACGAAUUGGCAAACUUGCUGUUUGAAACUACAAUUAAAAGACGCAAGAGGUCAGUGGCUGAUAAUGAAAUCGACGUUAAACGAAAUCAUUUCACGAGUGGGCCAAAACGAAAGAAGAAGAAGCAAAAAGUGUCACGAGUCAAUAAACUACAGGCCGUGGACACGGGUGACACGAUCACGUUUACCGGCGCGGACCAGUGCCGGAUGGAGAAGCUGGUGCUUAACUUCGCAGACAUCGGCUGGGAAGACUGGGUGAUCUACCCGAAGGGUUUCGAGACCAACUACUGCGCGGGUGGUUGCCUGUUCCCGCUGGGCAAGGGGUCCAAGCCCACCAACCACGCGACCGUGCAGAGCUUGGCCAGGUCGUUCGGCCGGUUGUGGGACGUGCCUGAGCCUUCGUGCGUGCCGGACACGCUCGCCCCGCUCACGCUGCUCUACAUGGACCGAUCCAACCACGUGCUGCUCAAGAGCUACCCCGACAUGAGGGUGGUCACGUGCUCGUGCAAGUGAUGAGGUUCCUUACCGCGACCACGGUUGUGACGUCAUGAUGUAAUUUAUUUAUUGUUUUGCCGGGCGUGUCCUAAUGAUCUGGGGACACACAUUCAAAUAUAGCUCCAAAAUGCGAUCGUGCCUGCAGAUACUCCUGAUACACCGUGUACCUAUCAUUAUUGAUUAUUGGCGUUAUUGUCAGAGGCUGUGAUUACUUUCCGACUUGAUUUUUGUAAUUUCGAAAAAAAGUAUAUUUACUAUACCUAAUAUUAUGUAGUCUGAAGUGUUUGUUUACAUCAUACAUCAACAUUUAGAAACUAAAAAAAAAAAUGUUAAUUAUACAAUAUAGUAAAUUACACGAUUUCCUCGUAACAAUGUAGUAUUAUAAAAUAUACUUCAAGCCGUAUAAAAAUAAUUCAUGCUUUCAUCGUACUCACAAGAUCGAUCUGGAAUAUUAUAAGCGCAGACAUCGUUGAAUGGAUCACUCCAUUCCUAAAUUACUUAUACAUAUACUAUAUUGUAUUUUAUAAAUAAUGAUUACACGUUCGUAUUAUUAUUAAAAUAUUUCGCUUCGUGAACAAUACAUUGAAAUAUUAUAAUAAUAUUAUUACAGGCAGUGACAAAAGGAAAAAUUCAGUGUUACCAAACCAUGUGGUGUUUUGUAUAGCUUUGGUUAGUGCAUAUUAUAGGUAUAUCAUUGUCCUUGCGCAAUAUUUAUAAACCGUUAUUAUAUUAAUGCUAUUUAUUGAAAAAUUGUAAUAUUGAAAUAUACUAUUAUUAUUAUAUUGUUAUCGUCCGUGGACCACGAUAACAGAUAAGUGCUCAAUAAUAUUAAUUAUUAUGAUAAUAAUAAUAUAAUAUAAACAUUCCAUGACGUCACAUACAUAAAUAAUAAAUAAAUCAUAAUAUACUAUAUUAUAUUCAUACGUCCGAUAGUUGGUCCAAAUCGCUUCUUUCGACAACGGUUGCGAUAGUUUUAUUUAUUUUUUUAAAAAAAUUUCUUACGCACUCGAGUGUGUGAUAUUAUUCAGACUUGAAUAAAUGCGUGUUAUACAGUUGGAUGGUAAUUAAAAUUAUUAUCCACCUCGACGAAAUGUGCUUACCAUUAUAAUAUUAUUACUUUGUUUUUAAAUUGUUUAUUUUGAAUUAGAUAUUAUGAAUGUGACGACGCAAAUGUUUGGUGACGGUAGGUAGGUACGUGAAGAUUAUAAUAUUAUCAUACAGAAAUUUUAUCUGAUGUAUCUACCUAUUAACUAUUAUAAUUUUAAUACAAUGUUAUAUUAUGUUACAUCAUUAUCUUAUGUUUAAAAUUAUUGAUACUAUUUUUAAGCAACUCAUUUUCAUUUGAAUAUUUUAAGAUAUUUAUGUAAUUAACAAAAAUUGAAUAAUAAAUGUGUAAAUACCAAA